Messenger RNA from Arvicanthis niloticus (Nile rat), 741 nucleotides. Its product is annotated as prolactin-8A8-like. NCBI's taxonomy places the organism in Eukaryota, Metazoa, Chordata, Mammalia, Rodentia, Muridae. Gene Ontology annotation, molecular function: prolactin receptor binding; hormone activity. The record is from RefSeq and is a predicted model, not a curated record. Gene Ontology annotation, cellular component: extracellular region. Gene Ontology annotation, biological process: mammary gland development; female pregnancy; positive regulation of lactation.
AUGGUGCUGCCAUCGAGUCUACCUCACUUCUGGGCACUCCUGCUGGUGGUGGUCUCAAACUUGUUGCUGUGGGAAAAAGCUACAUCAAUUCCUGCAUGUGAGACAAAAGAGGGUGGCUGUUGGGACCCGCUUGAGGAAACACUUAAGAGUGCCAUUCAGAGAGCGAAAACCAACCGAAAACUUGCUAACGAGUUCUAUGUAGAGCUUUACCACAACAAAUUCUCAGCUGGACAAUUUGCAGAUCUUAGGUCAAAACUGAUGAUGAAGGAAGAGGUUGCUUUCAGAGCUGGAACUUACUGCCAUUCUAGUCUCGUAAAACUCCCAAGAUUGGACAAAGAUAGCAUAGUUGUUGAUAUGGAAUGGUAUUUAACAACUAUGAUAAAUUUUGUGGGUUCCUGGGUUAGCCCUCUAUACCAGCUAGUGAUUGAACUGAGUGCCAUGGAAAAUGUCCAUGAAACUACUCUCUCAAAAGCCAAGGAGAUCGAAGAGAACAACAGAGAAAUACUUGAUGACCUUCGAUGGAUAUUCACCCAGGUCUAUCCUACAGCAGAGAAAAAGGAAGAAUUUCCUAACUGGGGAUAUCUUUCAUCCUUAAAAUCAAGUAGCAGAAGUUAUAAAUUUUUGGCAAUGUUUAACAUUUUCAGAUGCCUAAGACAUGAUGCACAGGACAUUCUAUUUCAUCUCCAAAUGGUGGAGUGUCGCAUGAUUCCAGAUAAUUGUUUUCCUCGGAAUAUUCCAUAA